AGGAAAGAGUCCCAGGGCACGGAAAUCAGAUGUAAAAACCCUUGGCAAUCAACUAGUUAUUAACGACUAUAGUUCACACCUUGAAGCAAAGAGGAAAGAGAACCGGAGAGGAUUUCCCUCCCGGAACCCAACACCGCCGUUGUCGGCUAUACGCGUCUGCAAAGGGCUUCCAUCUUGCUUGGCAUGUGAAUGGAGUCCAAAUGGAGAUGGCUGUUGACUUUGAGGCUUUGCUUCCUGAUUUUGAUGGUAAAUGGAGUGAGAUCGUGGACGGGUGAAAUCCACGGCAGAGUGGUGUGUGAUGUGUGUGGCGACUCUUCAAUUGGCCCCGAAGACCAUGUUCUGCAAGGUGCUGAGGUGGCUGUGCUUUGCAUAACCAAAUCAGGGGAAGUGCUAAACUAUCAAGCAUUCACAAACUCGGACGGGGUAUACACAGUGGCCGAGACAAUGCCAGCAAGCGAACGUUGGGAUGCAUGUCUAGCCAGGCCUAUCAGCAGUUUCCACAGUCACUGCACACAUCUAGGAGAAGGUACCGUUGGUGUCAAGUUCAGUUACAACCACCCAUCAGGCUAUUCUCACACUGUCCGGCCUUUUGUCUAUCGUCCAGCCAUUGUUCCUGUAUACUGCACUUAGAAAGUGUGAUUGAAACAGAAUUGUUGAAAUGGAAAAACAGACCAAGUCGAGCUGUAUAUCUAUGAAAUAUUAUAUGUAUAAUCACAUUCUGAACUUGAUUUCAAUGUGUUGUUUAUAUAACCGGAAAGAUGUAGAACCAUGUGCCGACCCAAUUUAAGAAGAAUGGUUAGUGAGCAAUGCAGUGCUUCCUUUUGACCAA
Messenger RNA from Sesamum indicum (sesame), 829 nucleotides. Its product is annotated as Pollen Ole e 1 allergen and extensin family protein. NCBI's taxonomy places the organism in Eukaryota, Viridiplantae, Streptophyta, Magnoliopsida, Lamiales, Pedaliaceae. The record is from RefSeq and is a predicted model, not a curated record.